Stegastes partitus (bicolor damselfish) is the source of this 2571-nucleotide messenger RNA. It is a transcript of the gene necap2, whose product is annotated as NECAP endocytosis associated 2. The record is from RefSeq and is a predicted model, not a curated record. Lineage: Eukaryota; Metazoa; Chordata; Actinopteri; Pomacentridae. Gene Ontology annotation, cellular component: membrane; clathrin vesicle coat. Bases 952 to 1773 code for a protein of 273 amino acids. Gene Ontology annotation, biological process: endocytosis. The transcript has 7 exons.
GCUGAUGCGUCCAUUAUCGGACCGCAAGUUGUCAUCAGUGUUGUCUGUCUCCUUUUCUCUCGUCUUCUGCUCAAUGUGUUCGGUGGGUUCUGUCCACACGGCACCGCUGGAGCCGUUAACGGUUCCGAUAAAUGGACACGGCUGAGUUAUGUGCUAGCUAGCUGGCUAACCAAGCUAGCUAUUGCGAAACUCUAAUAAUUCGUCGCUGAACACAUGAAACUGCUCACCGAAAUAGGACACCAACAUCCAGACUUGUUUUCAACCUCCUACCUGCAGCUGUCACCUGUAGUCGGUGAAAAACUCGAGUUUAGUUGUGAAGAACUUGACUAAAGCUAACAUUUCUGAUAACACUUAGCCUGAUACGGUUUAAAUGCGUGUCCGAUAAUGGAUGCAGGGGUUCAGGGUUAAUGCUAGCUAGCUGUAAAAGUGUCAAAGCAGAGUCAGCAAAACUGGAGGAGGCGUUAAUAGUUGAGCAGCUUGUUGAAGAAAUUAAUAAAAAAAAAAGGCCCGAAAAGUUCAGCUUUAUUUGAAUUUUCUUCUGUUGUGCUGAACAAAAAACGUGAAAUGCAGCUAAAAGUCCUGGAAGAGGACAGGUGGUCCCUGUUUAGCUGCAUUAGCUCAGCAGUUAGAUAAUAAGAUGAUGAAACUUCUGAUUGUAUUUUGUCUGCGGGUGACUGAGCAUGCGCCACUAUUACAUAUGUUUAGGAUUGCAUAUUUAAUUUGAGUUUAUACUCUAUGAAACUGGUUCAGCUCAGAGACUUGUGAUCCUCGAAGGACCCCUUAAAGGUGCCCUGUUGUGGUCUUCUGGUGAACCAGUCCUGCAGCUGUAAACCCAGUAAAACAGGUCAAAAUGAGCCAGUGGAUCAGAUGAGCGCAGCCACUCAGACUUGAUUUGACUUAUGAGAUUAUUUUUCUUCAGUUGGCAGCUGAACAAGAGAACUCACUGUUUCCAUGCACGUCUCAUUUUUAAUUUCACUUCCUCUUACGUGGAAAAGCUUCAGCUGGCGGCCAGAAAAAACAACGAUGGGGUCAGCUGUUCGCACAGAUGAGGACGACACACACCACCCUCAUAUCUGGAUGUGUGCUUCCUGUUUUUACAGGGCUGCUGACUGGAAGCUGGAUGAACCUGCAUGGAGCGGUCGGAUGAAGAUUACCGCCAAAGGCAAGAUGGCCUACAUCAAGUUGGAGGACAGGAACACGGGAGAGCUGUUUGCACAAGCUCCCGUCGAACAGUAUCCAGGUUGUGUAGUCGAAGCCGUCACAGACUCCAGCAGGUACUUUGUGAUCCGGAUAGAAGAUGGCAACGGACGCCAUGCGUUUAUUGGCCUGGGGUUUGCUGAUCGUGGAGACUCAUUUGACUUCAAUGUCGCCUUACAAGACCAUUUUAAGUGGGUCAAGCAAGAAGGUGAGCUCGCAAAACAGGAAGCUUCUCAGAGCGCAGCACCUAAACUGGACCUGAGCUUCAAGGAGGGACAAACCAUCAAGAUCAGCAUCGGGAACAUCAAGAAGAAGGAUGCAGGUGGCGCCAAGUCUCGGCCCAUGGGUGGAGGUCUGCUCCCGCCUCCACCAGGAGCAAAGGCUGGAGGUGUGCUGCCGCCUCCCGGAGGACAGCCGGCGGUCUCGGCUGUACAGACUAACGCAGCCCCUCUUCUAGACUUCGGCUCGCCCGUCCCCGCGGCCCAGCCCGCCUCCGACUUGUGGGGAGAGUUUACAUCUGCAGGCUCCAACUCCAGUAAAGAUGCUGUCAAAUCAGGAUGGGUGCAGUUUAGUUGAGUCGUAAGCGAGCGCGCGCACACUCAGGUUCCAUACAUUCCAUGGACAGGAAGGUUGUGGCAAAAAGAAACUAAGAGAGAGGAACUGUUGGCAGACUUGACUCGCUGUAGGCCGCUGACCAACACACUCUGGAGGAACAAAAUGUACAGAUUUUUUUUUUUACAGUCUUGUUUCUAUGCAGUAGGAUUGAUUUUAGCGGUCGGUCUGCUCUCGAGCAUGUCGGUGGUUGAAGGGAAAGCUCCUCGUCACACUAACCAGGUGAAAUGUUUCCCCGUUGCCUUAAAUCAGAUGUUCUAGUUCCUAAUCCUUCAUCUGUCCAGAAUCAGAUUUUAUUGUUUAUGUUCCUGUUCCAGUUCCGGGAUGAUGUCGUUACACCAGCUCAGCUCCUCUCCGGGUUUUUUUUUUCUUUUGCCAUUUGGGAAAUUAGUUGAAGUGUCCCCGAUUGGCUGUAUACAAGUAUAUAUACGUUUUUCUGUUUGUAACUAUUUCUAUCCUUUUAGUUCUUCUUUAAGUAGAUCUUACAAAUCUUUAUUGAUGUUUGAUUAGUUUUUAAAUUAAUGCACCCAGAGAAGAGUCACGCCUCCCAUCUCGUCUGUCAUUCAAAGCACCAACGUGUUGGUUCCUUCGUGUCUUCACCUUUUUGGCGUUUUCACUUUUUUUUAAAACGUGCCUUUUACCCAGUUGAACUCUCCUCCUGUUGAUCAUUUGAGUAUUUGAUUGAGUGCCUUUCUGAAAAAGACCUAAAAUGUAUAGAAUGUAAACCUACGUCCUCGUGUAAAUAAACUAUAUAUUUCACUG